AUGGGCGGGCCAUCGGGCGAGGCUCGAUUCUCGUUCUGUCCCAACCUCACUGGCAGGGUCAAAAUCAGUACGUGUGGAUCUGAUUUUGAUACGUGGCUGCAUGUGAAGUCCCCAAUUGUGGAUGUGAAUUGCGACGACUGUGGUGACUGUGCCCCUCAAACAGAGCUGUCAGUCGACGUCCUCGCGGACGAAUGCUAUGACAUUUUUGUUGAAGGGUUUCAGGAGUCUGAAGGUGACUUCGUCUUGUCGCUUACUUGCUCGACGACUACUACAACUACGGCAACUACUGCUCUUGUUCCGUGCGGGAGCCCAGUGAGCGGUUCCACUGUUGGCUUGCCGGACACUCUAGGAUUCGGCGGAGGCGAAGCGCAUUGGAGCUUCUGUCCAAACAGCACUGGCAGGGUCAAGAUCAGCACGUGCCUGUCGAGUGGGAUGAUGCCCACUCUCUUCUACUUGAAAGGCCAUGACAUUGAUGUGGAUUGCGCAUGGGAUUGCCACGCGUCGUGCGGCCAUAGAGAGGCUUGGGUGGACGUCCGAGCUGGCGAAUGCUACGACAUCAUUGUUGAGGGAUGGGGUUUUGAGCAAGGCGACUACACAUUGUCGAUCUCCUGCCCCAUCGCAAUCAACACGACAGCGGUUGUGUGCGGGAGUACCGUGAAUGGGUCGUCCGUGGGUUUACCAAAUUUCAAUGGCGGAUCACAGGGUGACGCCAGAUUUGUGUUCUGCGCCGACCACACCGGGCGAGUCCAGGUCAGCACUUGCGGGUCAGACUUGGAUACCACACUGCACGUGCAAGGUCCAGGCGUUGGAGGGGUUUGCGACUGUGGUGACUGCUACUGGCUGACUGCUCAACCUGGCGACUGCUAUGACAUCUUCGUGGAAGGUGAGCGGUUAGAUGGGGACUAUGUGUUGUCAGUCACUUGCCCCGCUGCAUCGAACACGACAAUGCUUUCAUGUGGGAGCACGGUGUAUGGUUCGACUGUGGGCCUGCCAAACACCAUUGGGCAUGAAGGUGGAGAUGUGCAGUACUGGUUUUGUCCUUCCACGGCUGGCACAGUCCACAUUAGCACCUGCGAGUCGAACUUCCAUACUUGGCUGCACGUCCAAGGUCCCGCUGUGAGCUAUUCCUGUGGCGAAUGCGGCCACUGUCGUUUGUCGGAUUUCGGGGACUCUGAGGUCACCAUCAGCUUCCUUCCGGACAAAUGCUAUUCGAUUCAUGUGGACGGCUCUGAUCGUUGGUACCCCAACGAGGGAGACCUCUCUCUCACCUUGACUUGCACAGCCCCAAGCGCAUCCACGAAUAUCACAAAUAUCACAUGUCCGGUGUACAUCGCGGGGGCCAACCCGAUACCUGAGCUCCUCGCCUUUGCUGAGCCCAUGGUAGUUUUGCCUUCCGUGGAGUCAGUGUUGGACUCACUUGCCGAGGGCUUGACAAGCGCCUCGGGAGCAGAGCUCCUGGUCCCGAUGGAUCAUCCCUCGAUUCUGAGCUUCGCUUACUUGGAUGCUCUGGCCCGUUUAAUCUUGGAUGGGCUACACCUCCUCCUUUUCGGCAGACGAGCCAUCGAUUUCCUCAACGAGCUCCGGUGGGAGUUGGGUUUCUAUGGCGAUGGCUUCCCGUUUCUCCAAGAGAGGAGCUGCUACUCCGGGUCCGGGGAUUACGAGGAGAGGCGUUUGUCGGGUGAUGGAUUUGGAGGCGGUCCCAAGGUUUUGCCAGUGAGUCAUUAUGCGCGUUGCGUAGAGCUUCAGAGUCUGCCAGAGACGGUCGAUGGACUUUACGACAACAUUGAGAAUGCAGUGGCUUGGACGUCUCGUCAUGGGAAGGGACGCAUCACGUUUCUCGGAGUCCCCUACAACGAUCGGUUCCUUCCGAUGCCCUCGGAAUGGCGGCAUCUUCUCGUCAGCUCGUUCAGCGCAACUUGUGGGCGCGAGGAAGACAAUGUGACUACUAUCACUACGACUACGACCUCCUACACCGUGACUGGGAUGCCCCGACCGCGAUCAGGAGUGAACGUUUCUUGUGGAAGCAUUGUUCAUGGAAGCAUGCCGGAUUUUGAAGUCAGCCACAUCUUCUGCACCCCGCCACAUCCGUCACAGAUCGGCGAUGUAUUGAUCAGCACCUGCGGGUCUUCAUUUGACACCACGUUGGCUGUGCGCGAGGGUUUGGAAGAGAAGUGGUCAUGCACCUACUGUGGCAACUGUGGGGCAAAUGCCGAGCUUAAGAUGGAUUGGUUUGCAGCCGACACCUGCUACAAUAUUGAGGUCGGCGGCCGCAGACACGCCACGGGCAAUUACUCCCUGUGGGUUUCUUGCUGCGACGAGGGUUUGUGCAACCACCGUGGCACAGUGACCCACAAGGCCUGGGGCCCUCCUAUCACGGAUUCGGCCGAGCUGUGCGGGAUGGCACCUGCCAGCGUUGUUGGGAGGAUCCCUUUCGCCAUUCAGAUGCUUUCGUGGUCGGAAUCGACCUUGGCCGCGCUGUCCCUGCUUGAGCUGCUGGUCGGUGCAUUCAAUGGCAGCCAGGUUCUGAUUGCCGACCUUUGGGGGAACAGCUUCAAUAGCACCUUGAGCUCCGAGUCCCUUUUAGAGGUCCAGGCUUUCUUCAAUGCUCAGUUGCAGUUGACACAGAACAAUGGUUUCUCCUGCUCCUUCCCGGACCCGACCGUUUUCGGGAAGCAGGUCCCUGAACUUCUGAUCCUGGUUGGGGCCCUCUGUGCUGGUUCAGACAACAUGCUGCUGCCCUUCGUGCGCGAGGGUGGGCAGGUGCUCUACCUGAGCCAGUACCAAAGAGGAGCUCUUCCCGGGUUCAUCUCUUACAUUGAUCUGGGCAGCCAGGUGUCAGGCUUUGCCCAGCCCACUUGCAACUUUGUGAAAUCCUGGCUGAAACGAAGGAGGGGCGAUGCCGACUGCAUUCACGACAUUCACGACGGCGAGAUCAGUCUCGAGCCGCUGGAAAUCAGGGCCUUUCAACGAAGCAUGCUCAAGUUUCAGAAUCUGUGCCCCAUCCGGGCCUGUUGCAUCGGCCAGCAAUGCAGCGACCUCACCGAUGCUGACGAAGACGCCGCCAUGUGCUGGACCCCACUCCUGGAGAUGGGCGUCUACAACGUGACGGUGACCUUCUGGGAUGUGAAAGAUGGGAACCUCGGCACGCUGCGCCUCAAUGUGAGCCUCAAUGUGGCUGCUCCCAAAUCAGCCCUCCAAGCCGACCGACCUGAACGUUUUGAGUCCAAUCCGUCGACUCUUGUGCAGGCGGUCUUGCCAGAGCUCCUUCCGUGGUACGCUUCAAGAGACGGGGCCUACAAUGCGGGCUCUUUCUCCUCUCUCUACGAUCACAGCAUGUCCCGCUGCUGCGACCACGUCGCCGUGGCAACAGAUCUUGCCAUCAUGGGCCGGCUGGACAGAGACUACGCGCCCACAUGCAGCCAAAACUUUGAUCGCUCUCAACAUGAAGCGCCCGCACCGAUUGAGCACGAAAGACCAUUUCCCACGACUCUGCGAUUCGUGGCUUUGCGCUGCUAUGUCAAAAGCACGCAAGUCGAGGCAGAUGGGCCAGAUGGCGCAAGCUGCACUUUGCCAAGUUUGCCAAGCCUCGAGCCACCACCACUCGCACUCGCAGAGGAGGAACACACGUGGAUCUGGCAGCAGAAGGUUGAUUCCUACGUCCGCGCUGCCGAGCAGCACGUGGAGCAGCAUGUCAACAAUGCGGACCCAGUGGCCUCAGGGCCUGAGCGUGCCCAGUGGAUCGUACGCCAAGCCCUGAAAGCCACGGGUCUCCAGAGCCGAUUCCAGUAUCGCACCCCCAAAGGCUGCGAUGAGGACGAGGUCCCAGAUCGCUGGGGGCAGUGCCACUGGGCUUGGGGCCCCCGGGCUUCGGAGGCUGGGCCGCAUUUGCUCAGCGCGGGCUUCCGGGAGCUAAGCGGAAAUGACUGGAACGGGAACCUCCGGAACCUCUCCGUGGCCCGGAAGGGGGACAUCCUGGUGCUGCCCGCCUUCAAUCUCACCUACGAGUCCGAUGCCGUCUUGGACUACUCCUGCGAUCUCGGCUUCGUUGCCAUCAAACGCUCGGACAGCUCGGAUUCCUGGGUGUCGGACCAAUUUCUAAGCCUGGGCAUCUUCUCGGCCAUGCUUGACAUGCGGGCAGCCGGCACGCCCAAACUUUAUAGGCCAGGGCAGCUGAAACAUCUGAAACUCUAA
Symbiodinium necroappetens is the source of this 4191-nucleotide messenger RNA. NCBI's taxonomy places the organism in Eukaryota, Dinophyceae, Suessiales, Symbiodiniaceae. The record is from the annotation of a GenBank genome assembly.